AGAUAUGGGCGCCAAAUUGGUACGAAAACAUUACGUUACUGCUUAAGAAACCGACCUCUGUGUAACCACUAAACUACCCUCUAUUCCAUCCUGUCAAAGCAAACAUCUCUGAGUCGCAAACUGAUUCACUCUCCGGCAUGAGAACUCGCUUUCUUACCGACUUUUUCAACUCCUCCGCCACUUCUCAAUCCUUACAAACCCUAGAUUUCCUCCGAUUUCCACCUCCUCAGCUCCCUUCACCCGAACUUUUCAACUUUGACAAUCUCUCCUGUUUCGAUCAAGUCACCUCUCUUAACACCUCUCCUGAAAUCGAGAGAUUUUCCGUCAAUGAAUCUCUCAGUAAGUUCUUCUCCGACGUCCUUCCUCAAUACAUCAAUUCCGAUAUCGAUCAGCAAACCGCGAGGGCUGUAACAUCAGAGGAGAAAAUUGAUGGCUGUUUAGAUGGUGCUUCUAACAACAUCUCUACAUUAGUUGAAUUUGAAACUCCAGAACUUCAGUUAUCUUUGAAAGAUUCUUGUGUUUUGCAUGAGGAGAAGAUGCAAUUUUUCUUUGAAACUGCAGAUGAAGAAGUUAAUCUGGAUCUGCUUGAUUUUUCACAUGAGGUGCAAAAACUUCUGGAUAUACAGAAAUCAAUCUUCCAUAUUGAAGAUUAUCAUGUAGAGUUCCAGGAAGAUCAUAGGUCUGAUAUCUUUGAUAAUGGCAGUUUGAUUGAGGGCCAAAUAUCUUCCACUCGUAAUACAUUUCCUCUUUUGGAAAUAGACGAGACAAGUCUGGGAAUUAACAGCAAUAUAUCUGAAGACAAACAUAUCAUAUUUGAAAGCAAUGAACCCCAACAAUGGAUCCAAAAAGAUGAAUUGGCGUUUGAUGACAAUGAGCAUUUUCUUUCUACAGAAUUCAACAUAUUGGAACAUCUUUUAAACCACCCUCCAGUUCCAUGUCAUCAAUUUGAGGUAUCAUGUGUGAAGUUUGAUCCAGAGUACAUCAUAAAUGCCAUUGAUCAUGGAUAUUCCUCUUUGACAUUGACCCCACUUGUAUUUGAGCCACUCAAAUUCUUUGAUACAAAUACUUCCCAUUUUUCUCAAGUGUUUUCUAACACUGAAGUUAUAAAUGAAAAAGAACAUUGUGAACAGAUGUUUGGGGACACAACCUUGAUCACUUUCAAUGGCUUAAUUGUCGAACAUGAACUUACUCUGAGAGACGAUUCUUUCAAAUCACUACCUGUUCCUAUUUUUUCUGAUCAUGAAAAGAUACUUUCAGUACAAGAAAUGGUUGAGGAAAUAUUUCUGAAGUUGAAGCUGCAACCUUCCUCUACUUCAGAUGAUAUAUAUUUGGAUUGGCAUUUAUUAGAGGAGGAUAUUUCCAAUUCCAGUCAUAAUAUAUUCACUUCUUUGAAGAUGUUUGAGGAUAUAGACACUUACAGUGUGGAUGCAGACAUGAAAUCAUGUAACAUUCAGAUCCCGAUUUUGGAGUUUGUUUUAUUUGAUGAAUGUUCAGAUGAGCAAAAAUGUAAAGAGAACAUUGAGGUGCUUAAAAUACAAAUGAGUGGAAAUUCAAUGGAUUCUGUUCCUCAUGAUGGAAUUGCUUCAAGUAAGUUAAAUGAUAUAAACAAGAAGAUGGAAAUUGGAGAAGCUUUAGUUGACAAUAAGGUGAACAAGGAUCCUCAGUUUGUUGAAUCAAUGUCAGAGUUUAAUGAUCUAGACUUCUUCUUAAACUCCUUAGAGGAUACUUUUGUCAAAAAGCAGAAAGAAACAACAGAUAAGAAACCUGAAAUGGAUCAUGCCCUUCCUGUGGUUUCAUCUAAGAGUCUACUCAAGACACAUGAUUCCACCAAAAUACCGGAAUUGCCCUCAGCUAUGGAAUCAAAGAAAAUCGACACAAACACGUGUUCGUUACCUGAUGCCAUUAUAAUUGUGAACACCCAAAAUGUUGAUACAGAAAUGAUAAUUUCAAGAAGAAGCACAUACCAAAAAAUCCUUGCAAUGGAGAAACAAGGAGUACAAGUUGUUGAAAGGGAUUUAAAUCUACCAGUUGAUGUUAUACUUAGUGCUGCAGUUUGUUUAGUGUUGUAUGACAUCAAAAACAUUAGAACAAAGACAUCUUCUUCAGAUAGUGAAUUAUCUUCAUGUGUUGAAAAUAUUGCAGCAAAUGUUUUGACAUCAAUUAGUUUCGCUUUCAGUGGCUGCAUUCUGAUAUUUGAAGGAGAAGUUGGUUUCCUUGGUGGUAUAAUGGAAUCAUCAGCUGAAUUAUAUGCAGCUGCAGCAAGUCUAGGAAUUGACUUACAACUCUUUUGUUCAUAUUCAUAUGAUACAACUGAUGAGAUAAUAAUCAACUGUAUUUCACAUGCUGCAAAGUCAACUAAAGGUCUAUAUCCCAAAAUGCCUGAAUCAGAAACAUUAGCUGAAUCAUUUCUAUCCAGAUUCCCUUCAGUUAAUCCCCUGUCAGCUCAUGCAAUACUCUCAUCAGUCGGAUCACUCAUUCACUUUCUUGAAAUGCCACAUCAGCAAAGGGUUUGUGCUGUAAAAAAGUACCUUGUUCCUGAAUCAAGCAUCAUAUUGUUCACUGCUUUGUGUAAAUAUGGAGAAAGAGAAGAUUCUAAAUCAGGAAUGACAGAUUGCUGUUCUUCAGUUUCUUCUGGACAUGAUUCUGGACAUUGUUGUCCUAAAAUUGAUCAUGAGUCAAAGAAAAGAAAGUACAUUGACAUGCCCAUGGAUUACUCGUUUAAUGAUGUUACAUGGGAUACUCCAAAAAUCAACAUGGACUUUGAUGAGAUGUAUUUUGGUGAAAAACAAAGAUCUAAAGGUCUGCAAGAAGGGUAUAAAGGUCAAGUUAUUGACAUUAGUGAUGAUGACAUGGCAGGUGAGGACUUCACCUUUGGGCACACUGUAUCUUUUCCAACAAGAAGUGCUCCAGACAACUAUGGAACUAGAAAAAAUGAUUGGUGGAGUCUUCCUAGUUUUCCUACAGCUGCUGAGAUUACACUGAACUCACAAACAGAUUUAAAAGUGUCCUCAAUAGUGAAUUCUCCAAUGAAUUUUUGUAAAGAGAAGGGAGAAUGUAAGAAUGAUGAGACACCAUUAUCAAAAGCUAUUUCAUCAGCUCAACCACAGAAAGGGUCACCAUGGACUAUAGAUUUUUUAAACAGAAUUAAGGAAAAGAGCAGGAUGCGUCAGCAAUCUCUUCCAUUAAUUUCAUCUGCUCCUUGUUUUGGACACUCAGGGAAUUCAUCAAAGUUUAGAAAGAGAAAAAGUCCAUCUAUACUUGACUUUUAUAGGUACAAAAGCAACAGCAACAGCAAAAGCAACAUGCAAAACAUGGAACACAAACAAAAGGGAACAAUUCAAUUAUCACAUUCAUCAAAACCUGUAAAGUCAUCAUCACCUUUAUUGCCACAAACAUGGACACCAACUGACAAGAGAGCAAAAAGGAAGCUAACUUUUGCUACAGAUGGAAGCAAGGGCCAAAGCAAGCUAAUUUGGAGUGAUAAGACUGAUCAUCAAACUCUGAACAGAAGAUUGUAAUGUUGAGGUAAAAGUAAAACCCCACAAUAUGUUACAGUUAUUAUUAUCUACUGUAGUCCUAUUUCUUCUUACCAUUUCGAAUAUUUCUCAAAGUCAUUACCAGUUGUUGUCUUUCACCUUCCACCUCAGCAAAUCUAAGACUUAUUUCUGUAUAUUUUUCUUGCAUCUCUUUCAGUUCACUUUCCAUAUGUUUGUUCUUUUCAUCCAAUGAUGAUAUUUCACUUAAUAAUUUGUUGAUCUUCUGCUCAUCUUGCUUGCUAGUGCUCACAUCACAAUCUACUUUACUUUCCUGUAAAUUAGUCAUCUGAUGAGUUAAUGACCUUUUAUCGUGCUAUUCAAGUAGAUUUUUGAGUAAAUUACAACAAUGCCCCCCUGAGCUUUCUGAUUUUUGAGUUAUUGACCUUUUAUUGUGCUAUUCAAGUAGAUUUUUGAGUAAAUUACAAAAAUGGUCCCUUAGCAUUCUGAUUUUCUACCAUGUAGUCCAAAAAUGAAAUCUUCUUCGCUUUUGGUCCUUAUUACAAGUUUUCAUAUCGAAUUUGGUCCUUGGAAUCUUGUAAUAAGGACCAAAAUGUGAAGUCCCAAGGACCAAACCUUGAAAUAAGGACCAAAACUGGACAAUGUUUUAGUUGUGGAUUGAACAUGGUAAAAAUCAGAAAGCACAAGGACCAUUUUUGUAAUUUAUUCUUGAACAUCCAUAAUCAUUGACCUCUUCAAUAGUUUUUUUAUUCAAUUUAUCUAAUUUAUCUUCAUGUAUGUGAAAUGUUUUAGAAAACCUGCUUAUCUAAAGAUAAAAUCUAGAGUCCAUAUUGAGCAUUGUUAUAAAUAAAAGAUAAAAUUAUUACGUAUAUAAUUAUAAAAAUAAAAAAGAAAAAAAAUGUUAUAUCAUUGUUACGAAUUUAAUUUGCAAUAUUUACCUGGAAUAGUUUCAGAUGUUUUGGCUGAUCUUCCUUCUUCCUUAAGUUAUGCUCUAAUUUAGAAACCUCUUUCCUUAAGUUGACUUUCUCUGACUCAAUUCCCAAUAAUCUUUCUUGCAACUCAUUGUAAUCACCUCUUAGCAUUUUAAGUUCUGAUUGCAAAGUUCUAAUCAUAACAUUCUUUUCACUCAUCAAACUUGUCCAAUUUGUCGAUUCCUUCUGUAGUUUUUCUGUUUCCAUCUUUAAAGACCCAAAUUCCAUCACCAUUACUUCUCUUUCUCCAACUUUUUCAAGCUCUAAAGACAUUUCCUUAAUUUGUUCUUCUUGCAUAUUCAUUUGAUCACAAAGCUUCUCUACUUCUUUCUUGUGUGUACUUUUCAUCAACGAAAGCUCUACAUUUGAGUUCUCAACUGCUUCUUGCAUUUCUCUCAUCUGUUGUUUCAAACUUUGAUUUUCUAACCUUGCGUUUCUCAAAUCCUCAUCUGCUUCUAAUUUGGAUUUCAUCAAAUCUUCCACAUCAUCUUCAAAAUCACGCCCUUGUUUCUCCAAUUCUUUCUCUAAUCCCUUAAUAUGCGUUUCAUAUUCA
Lactuca sativa (garden lettuce) is the source of this 5018-nucleotide messenger RNA. RefSeq names its product shortage in chiasmata 1 (gene SHOC1). The record is from RefSeq and is a predicted model, not a curated record. Gene Ontology annotation, biological process: reciprocal meiotic recombination; resolution of meiotic recombination intermediates. Lineage: Eukaryota; Viridiplantae; Streptophyta; Magnoliopsida; Asterales; Asteraceae.